AUGACAGCCGUUUCCCUACCUACCAUUCCAUCUUCCUUGGACAACAAUACCUUACUAUCAUCUAUGCUUAACAAUCCCAUCGAGUUUAGUAAAGGCAUACAUCGACAGAAUGUUAAUCUGCAUAACAAGAUGAAAGUCGUUCGACCUGGUCCACCAAGCCCACCACCACGCUUCUCAUCGUCGUCUAAACAGUUGGUCAACGGGUUUAGUAAAUCUGUCCAGCAGGAAAAAGAAGAAGGAGAAGUGGAGGAAGAAGAUAAUUUGGAAAGUAGGAAUCAGAGCGAUAACGAAGACGAAGAUGACCAGAAGAACGAGGACAAAGAUCAACGCGUAGUAAAUGGUACAGCUAAAUUGCCCAAUGGUAAUUCACAAAUACAAUUACCUACACCUGAAACUACCCAACAACCUUCCUCAUCUACUCCCUCUCCACUGAAAAAGAAACCUUCCACUUACCAGCCACUUAUAAAUCCCGAUGAUCUAUACAAGCGACCCAUCGAAUUGACAUGGCCCGAAUCGAUAUUAUCAGUGAAAAAGCCAGCAGCGGGGUUACAUAAUCCCUCGAUGGCAUGUUAUGCCAAUGCGACGUUGCAGGUUUUGUUACAUACUCCGCCGGUUUUGCGGAUAGCUAUGGAGCAUGAGGAUGGCAAGUGUUUACGAGCAUCACAACAUCGGUUCUGCAUGUUAUGUCAAUUGAGGGACAUGGCGACUGGAUCGCAUUGGGGUGGAAGGUCAUACUAUGCUCCGCAGGUGCACUCUCAUCUGAAAGAUAUCAAAAAAGGUUUCAGCAGGAAUAAGCAGGAAGAUACGCACGAAUUCUUCCGAUUCGUUACUGAUGCUCUUCAGCUGACUGCUCUGGCCGGAACGAAGAAAGACCUUCCCGAGAAGAUCAAACAUUCCACAUGGGUCUACAAAGUGUGGGGAGGCAGAGUACGUUCCCGGGUGAUUUGUUCGAGGUGUCAGAAACCCUCAGAUACCUUCGAUUGGUUCCUCGACCUGUCACUCGACGUAAAUAGAUCAGGCUCAAAGAGUAUAAAGAAUAUGAUGAAUGGAUUCACGAGGGAGGACAAGUUGGAAGGUGAUAACAAGUAUCAUUGUGACAACUGCAAAGCCAAGGCGAAUGCUACGAAAUCGUUCAAGAUACAGGAGGCUCCCCCAAUCCUUACCCUCCACCUAAAACGGUUCAGCGUAGAUUAUCAUUCUUAUAGUGGACGAGCUAGAGCGAACAAGUAUAAUGGACAUAUAGACUAUGAUGAAUAUCUGGACAUAUCACCUUAUAUGGUGGAUCCCAAAGUUGGGGGAACCAAAUAUCGAUUAUUCGGAGUAACAUGUCAUCGCGGGGUGGAACUUCGCUUUGGACAUUACACAUCUUAUGUCAGAGGACCCCACGGACAGUGGUUCCAUGCGGAUGACAAUGACGUCUCAGUUGUCAAACGUCAAGAGGUCCUCAAUGACCGAACAGCUUACUUACUAAGCUACAUCAGAGUAUCUGAUGAUCACGUACCGACCCCGACCGCUACCCCUCUAUCAUCAGCCAGAAAACCCAUAGCGAACGGUCAUCUAUCCUCGCCUGCCAAUGCCAAGAUAGGUGAUAAGAGACAAAGACCGGACGAAAGAGAUGAUAAUGUCAAUGUCCUAAAACCCAAGAGAAGCGUCAAUGGACUGAUAGGUCCAGUAAGACCUAUGUCCAUACGUAAAGGCACGCCGCCAGAAGCGAGAAAUGGUAUAUUAUCUCCAUCGCAACAGAAUCAUGAUGAGUUAGAAGUAGAUCUAGAUCUACCACCGGAAUUACCAACUUCUUCUUCCAAGAAAUUCGGUUCUUUGAUGACACCUAAAAAUACACAAUCCCCACUAAAAAUGAUGACACCUACUCAUACACCUAAUACACCUACGAGUUCUUCGAAGGUCAUCCACCAACCUAAACCUAUCCCACCUGGACAAUUUUACGGAACGAAGUCUCCCAUUUCGCGACCACAUAACCCUAGACCGGAUCUCGACGACAAUGACGAUGAGGACAGUCUGAAUUCGAGAACACCAUACUCAAAUUCCAACUCGAACUCGUAUGGUACGAUGGAAUCGUACAGAGGAGCAGGAAAGAAAUUGAGUAAGAAAGAGAAGAAAGCUUUAAGACGGAUGGGGAAGAGUUCGUUUAGAAGUGCGGGAGGUGAUAAUCCGUAUAAGGCUGGACAGCUGGGGACAAUGAAUAGGAAUAAGAUCAAGAAGUCGAAAUUUGAUCGUAUGGGAAGGAAACCUCUUUCAUAG
Messenger RNA from Kwoniella botswanensis, 2259 nucleotides. RefSeq lists its product as uncharacterized. The record is from RefSeq and is a predicted model, not a curated record. The coding region runs from base 1 to 2259 and encodes 752 amino acids. Gene Ontology annotation, biological process: protein deubiquitination. Lineage: Eukaryota; Fungi; Basidiomycota; Tremellomycetes; Tremellales; Cryptococcaceae. Gene Ontology annotation, molecular function: cysteine-type deubiquitinase activity. Gene Ontology annotation, cellular component: nucleus; cytosol. The transcript is spliced from 6 exons.